Caretta caretta (loggerhead turtle) is the source of this 995-nucleotide messenger RNA. NCBI's taxonomy places the organism in Eukaryota, Metazoa, Chordata, Testudines, Cheloniidae. The record is from RefSeq and is a predicted model, not a curated record.
GAGCUGCGAGCGCCCGGGGGCUCAUUCUGCGCACGGAGAGCCAAGGGGCGGGACCCGGCCCGGCUGGCGACUCCGGCGAGAUGGCAGCGCCGCUGCGAGCCGCCAAACAAGCGCUGCGAGCGGAGCUGAAGCGGCGGCUGAGGGGGCUGAGCGAGGCGGAGAAGCAGCGCCAGUCCCGCCUGCUGAGCCGCAAGGUGAUUGGGCAUUCCAAGUACCAAGAGUCCCAAAGAAUUGCAGUCUUUCUGAGUAUGCAAGACGAAAUCGAGACAGAAGAAAUCAUUAAGGACAUAUUUCAGAGAGGGAAGGAGUGUUUCAUUCCACGGUACAAGCCCCAGAGCAGUCACAUGGAUAUGGUCAAGUUAACUUCCGCUGAAGAAAUUUGUUCACUUCCUUUGACAUCUUGGAACAUUCAUCAGCCUUGUGAUAAUGAUGUAAGGGAAGAAGCGUUGUCUGUGGGAGCGGGUGGCCAAACGACUCUCUCAGUCCCACCAUCCAACAGCGGUUUAUUGUUUCAGCAUAUAAUAAAUUCCAGGAAUCGCCGCCAAUGUAAAAGAAGUCUUUUAUAGUCAACUUCUUCAGAAAAUCGGUGACAGACAACUCGCUUUCUAUCAUGUGUCGUACCAAGUUCCGUUGAUAGUGCAGCUUAAAAAUGGCGAUAACACCUUGAUCAAGUGGCUGGAUUUUGGAAGUCGUGUUUUUAGGUAAGUAUACAACCCAUAUUUUACUGUCACAGGUUCUGAGUCUUUUGGCUGGAGGAUGUGCUGGGCAGUUGUGUAGCAAAAGAACAGCCUUUUCUUCUAAGCAUUUUGCCCGCAAAUGCUUUCGCAUAGAAGGGACAAAUUUGGUGAAGAACCAUUGUUCAGAAAUCUCUCUUGUCAUCCAGGAAGUUCUGGAGUUCUUGUACGAAAACGGCAGGCAAUUCACAUUUACGUGAUGAAAGCACCAAGGCAUGCAAGACUUUCCAAUGCACAAUGGUUUUAAUUUAUGCUUGCCUU